ACUGCGGACAGUACAGGAGAUGACCAGAGACUGCGGACACAGUACAGGAGAUGACCAGAGACUGCGGACACAGUACAGGAGAUGACCAGAGACUGCGAACAACAGUACAGGAGAUGACCAGAGACUGCGGACAGUACAGGGAUGACCAGAGACUGCGGACACAGUACAGGGAUGACCAGAGACUGCGGACAGUACAGGGAUGACCAGAGACUGCGGACACAGUACAGGAGAUGACCAGAGACUGCGGACACAGUACAGGGAUGACCAGUGACUGCGGACAGUACAGGGAUGACCAGAGACUGCGGAAAGUACAGGAGAUGACCAGAGACUGCGGACA
Molecule: messenger RNA, 337 nt
Organism: Staurois parvus
Lineage: Eukaryota; Metazoa; Chordata; Amphibia; Anura; Ranidae
Source: the annotation of a GenBank genome assembly